AAGCUCGAUCGGCGAGGCGGCGGAUUCACCUACCCGCGAACCCGGAGUCCGAUUCGGCGGCCCCCCCGCCCCCGGCGACGGCCUCCGAUCGCCGCCGCCUCCUCCUCCUCGACCUCGGCCCUCCUCCGCCGCCGCCGGGGUUCCUCCGUUUCUCCCCGCAGGGAAUUAAGAGACUCAAGUAGAAUCUGAAUUCGGCAAGGAUAUGUAUAAUGAUGUGACGAGUUAAGCAGCUGUUUGACAGGCAGUAAGUGCACUAUGUUAGGUCCUGGCAAUAAUUCUGGCAAGGGCAGUAAUACAUCUCCAUUGGAAGUGCCUCCCUUGCCCCAAUGUUUGUCACUGGAGCCAAUUACGUUAGGCAAUCAGAAACAUGUGCGAUCGGGAGAGCUCAGGAGGGUCCUUGCUUUACCUCUUGGCAGUACAUCAGAGGGGCAUUCAUUCGGAGUGAACCAGCCUAAGCCUUCUGCUGUCAUGGCAAAUAAGGAGCUAAAGCAUAUCAAAGAAAGUGUUAAAGAUGCCUCGAGAAAAGCAGAGGACAGAGCAAAGAUGUUCCAGGAGUCCAUCUCUAAGCUGGACAAGUACAUGGAAAACCUGAGCUCAAAGAAGCGACAAAGGACUGAUAUCUUAUCCGUGGAGAGGUCUGGGGUUGACCUGGAAAAGGUGAAAAGUCAAUUUCGUGGAAGCCCUCGUGACAUGGUCAAUGCAAGGCUGGAGCAGAGGUCUAAAAAUGUUGGAUUGGUUAAGCGUGUCCGUACUUCAGUGGCAGAUAUGCGGGCUGAUACCAAGUCCAUUUCUGCCUCAAGGCAGCCGGCACUGGUGGAAAGAAAUGAAGAAAAGGUCCAGGUUGGUAAUGGUCUUUUAGUUCGAAGUGAAGAAAAGAUCCGCCGGGUGGCUGCUGCAGGUGAGAGUUGGGAAAGGAAAAUUAAGAGGAAGCGAUCUGUAAGUGCUGUAGGCAACAGAACUCUACAUGGUGAUGGAGAUCCAAAGCAAGUUAUGCAGUCUAAACUGCCUGCUGAUUCCAAGUUGCGACCUGGUGAUGGUCCCCCUUUCAGGUCAAAAACUUCUAAUGGUGCGGGCGGAACAAACAAGUUGAUCAGCCGGGUUGAGUCUCCUGGUUCAAAUGCCUGCGCAGUUCUCAAGAAUGAGCUGGAGAUAGCCCCUUCACCAAGGGAUGGUACUGAUUUGUUUGAGCAGAGGGUUUUACUGAAGGGAAACAAGUUGACGAGGCUCUUAAUUGCCACUAACCGGAGGGCCUCUUUCAGGUCAAAGUUUGAGGAGUGUGAUCUGGCUAGCGGUUCUAGUUCAUUGAUUAAAGGAAAGGCCUCCCGAGCACAACGAACGGGUUCACUUAUGGUGCUUGAUUCAUCUCCUAGCAUUCAUCCUUCACCUGGAGCUCCUGAAGAUUGGGAACCACCUCCAAAGCCAAAUAAAAUUAUGGCAGCUGGCAUCACAAAUGAUAAAAAGCAUACUGUGUCUCCCGGUGCAACUUCACAACCAAUGGCACAGUGGGUCGGGCAGAGACCCCAUAAAAAAUCACGCCUUCGAAGGGCAAACCUAGUCUCUCCUGUUGUGAAUCCUGCUGACAAGACGCAGAACCUAGUUCAAGGCUUUGUGACACCAGAGCCCAAUCGUAGAAUUACUGCAACUGGAAACAGUGGAUCUUUGAUUGGGCGCAUAUCAGUUAAUGGCAACAUAAAGAUCAAGAAGGAACCUGACAUUUCAUCGCCAUUUGGUGUGCCUGACAGUGAAGAAUCAGAAGCUUGGGAAAACGGACUGAAAGAAAAAGGAAUGGAUGGUGGUGAAGUUUCUGCAUCUCAUAGUGCUGGGGCUAAUGUUUUGCCUGUGAAGAAGGGUAAAGUCCUUUAUGAUGGAGGAUUGAGAAAACAAGGGAGGAGUGGAAGAGGUUUAUCUUUGACAAAGUCAAGCGUUCCAACACGGGAGAGGAUGGAGGACUUAAUAGCAACGAAACCACCUCAAAGUGUGAGGCUCAGUUCAGAUAGAAACAAAAGUAAGUCAGGCCGACCUUCUUCGAAGAAAUUGAAAGAUAAGAAGGCUGUGGCUCGGGUUGGGUUGGUGCUAAAUGCCGGCUCUUCCGAUAUUUCCGGUGAAAUGGAUGAUGAUUUUGAAACUUUACUUGCUGCUGUGAAUUCUGCUCGAAAUGCUUUCAAUAUCGCAUUUGUUAGUGCACUUUGGAAGAAAAUGAAACAUGUUUUUGCUUUUGUGAGUCCUGAAGACGAGUCCUACUUAAAGCAACAGCUCAAUCGCACUGAGGAGCUUCAUGAGAGUUUGUCGUUCGUUAUCAAUCAUGAUGCUUUGGGCGCAGUCGUUCACAAAGAAGAUUCUGAUCGUCCUGGUGGACGAGAAGGGAACCAUAUGGAUGAGGAAGCAUCUCAGAAUGCUAUAUUAUCUGGCAGAUUUGACAUUGGGAGUUUGGACAAGGUUACUCCGUUGUAUCAGAGAAUACUUUCUGCUCUAAUUGAGGAUGAAAGCGAAGAACUCUACCAUCACAACGAAGGCAAAAAUUUGUCUCUACAGAGCGUGAGCGAUGAUUCUCAUUGUGGUUCAUGUAACCAGAUAGACAUAGAGUCCAGAGAAAAGGAUAGGAUGGAAUCUGAAGUCGAGUCAGCUAUGGAUUUAUGGAAUCAGAAAGUUAACGUUUUGGACAGAUUUUCUGCUGAUAAAAGUGCUGCCUCUAGCACAGUUAGGAAUUCAAGCAUGUCGACUUCUGUUUACAGCAACGAGCAUUCGUUUGGAGAUGAUGAAUACUCCCAUUCAGAUGCAGCCAUUGUCAGUGAAAUUUGUUCAGAUGAUAUGGGACAGCUGCCAAAGAAGGAAUUUAAUAUCUCUGCCUUUCCUUACCAUGAUGGUCCAUAUCAAUUGAUGUCUCUCGAUGACAGGCUUCUGCUUGAGCUAAGGAGUAUUGACAUACAUCCAGAAAUAUUGCCUGAUCUAGCAGAUGACGUGGAGGUGAUUAAUCAAGAUAUUGCAGAACUGAGGGAAGGGCUAUACCAGCAGAUUGUGAGAAAAAGGGCGAACUUGGAGAAAGUGGAUAAAGCUAUAAUGUGUGGAGAAGAUGUGGAAAGACGGAAAGUUGAACUAGAAGAGAUUGCUAUGCAACGACUUGUUGAGAUGGCCUACAGGAAAAGAAUGGCUUGUCGGGGCACCAGUGCUUCAAAAGCUUCAGUCCGCAAGGUUUCAAAGCAGGUUGCAUUGGCUUUUAUCAAGCGCACACUUGCAAGAUAUCAAAAGUACGAAGAUACGGGAAUUAGUUGCUUUUGCGAGCCUGGACUGCAGGAAAUCCUUUUCGCACCGCUGUCUAGCAGUAAUGAUGCAAAAUCUGUUGAAUGUGUCGGCUCAGGAACGGCAAGCAAUACGUGCAUCGAUGUUCCGAAUCCUCAAGCAGAAGCUAGGGGAUCAGGUGCCGUCUCCAGUACUUUUGAAAGGUAUGAUUCUCAUGGGAAGAAGAAGGAAAUGCUAAUUGAUGAUGUCAUGGGGUGUGCUUCCUCAAAAGUAACAUCGAUCAACAGCUCCAUGCUUGGCGAAACAAGGGGUAUGAGAGGUGAGAGGCAGAGGAAUACGAAUGUUUCUACUCUAUCUGCAGGGGCUGGUGAACAAUCACUCCAAAGCCCCAGGGUUGAAUGCAAAUCCAAAGCGAAACCGAAGCAGAAGGCCAGUGAUCAUCCGACUUCAAGAGUAAGGCCUGGGAACGGAUUUCCAGCAUCGGCAAAUGCCUCUAGUCACGCGAUUAACGGAUCACUUGGUCAAUCGAAGGCGGGUAAUAAUGCACGAGCAGGCUCGACUAAUGACGUGGAUGAGCCCAUCGAUUUGGCGAAUCUCGGGCUCGGUGGGAAUCAAGAUCUCAGUUCGUUUUUGGACUUCGACAUGGAUGGGAUGCAAGAUCAUGAUUCUGUUGGUGUUGGUCUCGAAGUACCACCAUGGGACGAGUUCGCAUUCGAUUUCUAAACCGGGAUGCCGUGCAAGAUUUUGACUUCAUUAUUCUGCAAAUGCUAGUAGAGCUGGGGGUGUGACCUAUACAGUGUUGUGUUCUUUCCAUGAUUGAUUAAGGGUGCAGUCUGUAGAGUUAGGCCAAGAAAUUUGAAAAGAUCCUACAUUUACCAGACUGUUGGGAAGCAAGCAGAGUCAGAAUUGUCAUUGUAAUUCUUUGUUGUACACUAAAUUCCCAGUAGCAAAGAAUUUUGCCUAUCCAAA
This is a messenger RNA of Syzygium oleosum, 4206 nucleotides long. RefSeq lists its product as uncharacterized. The coding region runs from base 256 to 3960 and encodes 1234 amino acids. The transcript is spliced from 16 exons. Lineage: Eukaryota; Viridiplantae; Streptophyta; Magnoliopsida; Myrtales; Myrtaceae. The record is from RefSeq and is a predicted model, not a curated record.